Molecule: messenger RNA, 2359 nt
Organism: Labrus mixtus (cuckoo wrasse)
Lineage: Eukaryota; Metazoa; Chordata; Actinopteri; Labriformes; Labridae
Gene: btf3
Product: basic transcription factor 3
Exons: 5
Coding region: 126-578 (150 amino acids)
Cellular component (GO): nascent polypeptide-associated complex; cytosol
Source: RefSeq, a predicted model, not a curated record
UUCCGCCCUCCUCUCUCUCGCUUCCAUCUUGCUCCCCGCAUGUGUCUGCUGUUAGUUUACAGGUCAGUGAGGAGCUUUAAAUACCUUCUUCCCUGCACUGUUUCCCCUCGAUACGACGGCCAGAGAUGAAAGAAGCAGCGAUGAAUCAAGAAAAACUCGCUAAACUACAGGCCCAAGUCCGCAUCGGCGGAAAGGGCAGUGCUCGCAGAAAGAAGAAGGUCGUACACAGAACAGCCACCGCAGACGACAAGAAGCUCCAGUUCUCCUUAAAGAAGCUCGGUGUCAACAACAUUUCUGGUAUUGAGGAGGUCAACAUGUUUACAAAUCAAGGAACAGUCAUCCACUUCAACAACCCCAAAGUGCAGGCCUCCCUCGCCGCCAACACCUUCACCAUCACCGGCCACGCUGAGACCAAACAGCUGACCGAGAUGCUGCCGGGCAUCCUGAACCAGCUGGGAGCAGACAGCCUGACGAGCCUCAGGAGACUGGCCGAGGCUCUGCCCAAACAGGGUCAGUCCCCCCGGGGUGUUUUAUUUAAACACAUCAGGACUCUCAAUCUUUUACAAUCGAUCGGCUAAAAUUGCAUUAUUAAUAUUUAAUGUGUGUACAAACAUGGUACACUUUAUCAGCAUGCAGUUACACAUUUUGUCCACUAGAGGGCAUUCCAAAAUUACAGAAAGCAAUAUUUUCUCCACAUAUAAUUUUUGUAAAGUUGUCUUUGGUGUCGUAGAGUUUCACACCUCCUACAGUGAUGGGUGCACAGCUCGUAAUUGCGUACCUAGGCUCAGGUUAGCGUACUAAAUCCUUAAAUCCACAAUCCUGUGAGAUGUUAAGGGGUCAAUAAGAGGCCAAGAGAAGAAGAGUAGGGUUCAGAAACGGUAGAAAACACAUUUAAAAUUACAAAAACACAUAUUGGAGUACAGAUUUCAGCUUUUGCGUUUUGUUUUUUUUUGUUUCAAGUUUUAUUCAAAUCUUGAAUUUCGUUCCAACGCUCCUAAAACACAUUUGAGCGAGUCAUAAUGUAGCAUGUAGCGCUCUAUUAAUUCAUACUGGGGACGCCAAACUGGAGAUUUUCCCACCAGUUUAUAAUAUUCAUGUCUCUGCAUAACUGUAAUAUGAUACUAUCUUCCUUUUUCUUGACUUUCAGUGACAAACUUUGCCUGCAACACUUAGCAGGGCAACAAGAGUGAGUGCUGUCAGAAAGGGCCCCCUUAGGGAGGUUUCCUACUGUCAUUGCAAAAUUUGCACAGGCGGCUACUGCUGUGGUGUGAAGUUUGUGAGCUCUCAGGGACCCCCCCUACUGGUCUGCUGCCCCAAGCAGUUGCCUGCCUUGCCUAGUUUAGGUACCUUCUAACCGCUGCACUUUGACGAACAGUUAUCAAACUAUGAAUAUUUGUUAACACCAUUGACCAGUUUUCACUCAGUAGGGUUACAUGGCGCUAGAUAGUCAAAUUUCUGAUCGUAUCAGACACUGUUUGGACUUUUUAAAUGCAUGUAAACAUCUCAGUCCGACCUACAUCGGACCAAACUCGGACCAUAACGGACAUCUCAUAAUCGGAAGAGAACACCUCGAUAAGUCGUUCAUAGUCGGCAAACUAACAGCGUGUAAACUCAGCCGUCGUAUCGUAAUCGGAUUUUGCGUUCUGCGCAUGCUUGAGAAUUUCCGCCGGGGCUUUCACCCGGAAGUGGAAGGAGACGACGUAAUAAAUAGCAGUGUUGUUGCCUGAAACGGCGUCCUUCUGCUGUUAUCGCUGCAGCCAACAGAUCCGCUGUUCUUCUAAUAUACAUUAUUAGAAUGUAAAUAAUGUACGUAGCUGUAGCGUCGUCCAUCUCCUCGUACGCCAUCUUUGUUCGAAUGCCGCCAGAUAGUUUGUUGUUGCUGUGACGUACAGGUGAACAGGAAGUGGCUCUAUAACCACUUGUUGAAAGAGGUACAGCGCCACAUAGCGUAGCGGAGUCAGCCGUGCUCCGGCCAUUUAUACGAUUCUCUGACCGGCAGAUAUACUCAGACAAGUGACAGCUGUCCGUUCGAGUAGCAAAUCGGUAUCUGGCUCAGUCCUAUCAAGCUAUCUCAUGUAAACGCACUGACUGAUGUCCCCUGAUAAGUGGAGUCAGGACUACUCCUUUUAUUUCAUUAGCAGCCACUUCAAGCAGUAAAGAAAAGCCAGUUACCACCACAGCAUCCUAAGCUCACAUCUGUAAUCUGGUGUAGUCGAACUGCUCAGACGGGAAUCUUCCCCUUCAGCGUUUAUUGUUUCUGGCCAUCGGUCGGUUUAAACUGCUGUUCCAGCUUCUCACACAUCAUCUUCUUUUUUUUUUUUUGUUCCUCCAGCUGUAGAUGGAAAAGCGCCAAUUGCAA